Sebastes umbrosus (honeycomb rockfish) is the source of this 10410-nucleotide messenger RNA. RefSeq names its product phosphodiesterase 4D interacting protein (gene pde4dip). Gene Ontology annotation, molecular function: zinc ion binding. The record is from RefSeq and is a predicted model, not a curated record. Gene Ontology annotation, cellular component: nucleus; microtubule organizing center. The coding region runs from base 1102 to 8220 and encodes 2372 amino acids. Lineage: Eukaryota; Metazoa; Chordata; Actinopteri; Perciformes; Sebastidae. The transcript is spliced from 36 exons.
GUCAACCUCGCCUCGUUGUCUCGUUAUGAAAGCAGCUCCGAGGUGAGACAGACAGACAGACAGACAGACAGCCUCAUCCUCCAUCCUCCAGCCUCCUCUUCCUCUCCUGGAGCCGCUGCCGGUGAGGAGAAGACGGAUCGGUCUCCGGUGAAUCCAGACCGUCGACCAGGAGAGAUCUGGGUGUUUUUUUCCGUGUUCGUGUCGGCUUGUAACGAACGGAGGAGGCUGCUGCUGCUGCAGCGCAGAGAUGCUGUCAUCACGUCAUUGAUUUAACAUGCAGCUACAACACAGCGGUGACGUCAACCAACCGGGGAUCGUUUCUAUCUAUUGAGACCGGAUCGAUCUGACAUCACAUGUCUGCAGUGAUCCACUGAGGAAGUGAAAGUGCAACCAUCACAUCCGCUCUGUCUGUCUGUCUGUCUGGAGAUCUGCACUGAAUCAACGCUGCUGAUGAUCUCGUUGUCAUGUCAACGGGAUCCGACGAGACUUGUGCUUCUGAAUGAGGAGAAACUGGAAGGAUGCUCUGAACAGCCUUUAUGAUCAAUUAUAAUUAUUUAUGCACCAUAAAAUCUCACUUUCUGCCCAGAAAUCCAUUUCAUCAAAGCAUCUUCAAGGAAUGAUAUUGAUGAUGUUGGCAAAACUUUGAGAUUUGAGAUUGAAGGUUCAGUCUUGACCUUGGAAACUGUAUCAAUCUCUCACCACACAAGGUGUAUUUAGAAGCUGUGCUGGGGCUUUCAACCACAUCACACCAUCUUCCUCAGGACUUGACACUGGAUCCGGAAGGACGGAGGCUGAAGAGGGACAAAAACACAUCAAAGCAUCGCUGUAUAAGACUUGUACUGAAAAGGAACUCCUUACUGUGAUUUGAAUGUAUCCAAACUUUUUAAAUCCAAUCAUUUUUAAGUUUGGAUGAAUGCAACUUUUUGUUUCUGACAUACCUGGAAAAACUGUUGGACCACACCUGUACAAAAAGUCCAGGCAAGAAUUUAACACUUUACUCUGAACACUUGGUGUUUUCAUCCUUCAGUCCAAAGACGCCUCUUACAUGCGACAACCUGACUUUAAAACGCUGCUGUAGCCUAUUAGUGGUAGUCAGUUGUGAUGCUGGACGUGGUGAAGAUGAAGGAGGCGUGCAGGAUCUGCUCCCGCGAGCUCUGCGGCAACCAGCGCCGGUGGAUCUUCCACCCGCAGGCCAAGCUCAACCUGCAGGUGCUGCUGUCCCACGCUCUGGGCCACGAACUGACCCGGGACGGCCGCGGGGAGUUCGCCUGCUCCAAGUGCGCCUUCAUGCUGGACCGCAUGUACCGCUUCGACACGGUCAUCGCCCGCGUGGAGGCGCUGUCUCUGGAGCGCCUCCACAAGCUGCUGCUGGAGAAAGACCGGCUGAGGCAGUGCAUCGGAGGCAUGUACCGGAAGAACAACACGGAGGAUGGGAACGUGGCUCCGGUGGGGUCCGUCGUUGGGGUCGUUGGGGUCGUUGGGGUCGUUGGGACUGAUGCGGGAUCUGAAGACUCUCCUGUGGUGGAUCUGUCAGUCCUGCAGGAUGGAAGAUACUCAGAUAUGAUCCAGGAUGAUCUGACUUACUCUGUGUACGAAUCCUGGGCAGAUAAGGAGGAUACAGCCCUGGACCACCACACCCAUCACCACACCCAUCACCACCACCAGUGCCCAGCGGCAGACUCUCUCUCUGGCCAGAAGCCGAGGCGGUGCAGGGGUUGUGCAGUACUCCGUGUUGCCGAUUCUGACUACGAGGCGGUGUGUAAGGUUCCUCGAAGGGUUGGCCGCAGGAGCACAUCUUGCGGCCCGUCUACUCGCUACUCAGCAGCCACUCCGGGGGUCGAGGACCCCCCCAGAACCAUCGGAGAAUCUGAGGCUACAACUGUCAUCUUUGAGUCCUCUUCAGCUGAGUUGGACACUGAUAACAUCAUGUGUGACCAGACGAGUCCCAGCCCGGCAUCGUCCGUAGAAUCUCUCGACACCGCCGUGGAUGUCAGUUGCCUUCCUGCGAACCACAAAGAAAGAGCAGAAACUGAACCAGAGAAAGACCCAGAGGAGGCUCCAGCGAGAAGGGACACUCUGUGGGACAAACCCCCAAGCGAGAGCUCCCUCUCUGGGCUCGAACCGGUGCUAAGCCUCCUAAGGGGCUGGGAGUACCGGCCAGUGAGGCCUCGAAGGGGCAGCAAGAUCCCAGUUCUGGUCAAAGCCAAACUGGAGCAAGGCCUGUCGCUGCUCCUGUCGAUCCCACUGAGGUCACCCUGUGGAGGGGCAGCAGACUGUAUGCUGUACCCCCACCAGCCUGUACCGGAGGUCGUGACCCCGUGUACCCAGCAGGAGCUGCAGGUGGAGCUGACGGAGAUGGAGGAGCAGUGGCUGGAUGAUUAUGUUCAGUGCGGGCCGUUCCGCUUUCAGCAGAGGCUGAUAGAUGAGCAGCAGGGCCGGCUCGGUCAGUAUGAGUGCGCUGCAGGUCAGUGUGUCGGCGAGUUGCAGAAGGCCCAGGACCAGGUCCACUCGCUGCAGGCCAAGAUCAGAGAGAGCGAGACCAGGAACCAGAAGCUGCAGGAGCAUCUCAAUGAGAUGGAGUUGGAGCUGCGUUCAGCCCAAGAGGAAGCCCAGCGACAGGAGCGAAACAUCCAGAACAUCACUGAUACUGUUAACUCCAAGGAGACAGAGGCUGCAGAGAUGUAUCGGGUGAUUGAGGAACAGAACAAGAUGCUGUGUUCUCUCAAAGAGCUCGCCAACCACAGCCAGCUGCAGCAGCUGCAGGUGUCGGGUGCAGACAGUAUUCGGGGUCAGGGCGAGAUCCUGGCUCUGCAGGCGUCUCUCUUCCAGGCUCAGCUGGAGCUGCAGGCCGGUCAGCGGACGCAGCGGCAGGCGGGCAGGACGCAGGAGGACCUGAGCCGAGCCCUGCAGAGGCUGGAGACAGACCUGCAGGGGGCGCUGCAGCACAGGAGGGAGACGGAGAGGCACAACCAGGACCUGCAGCUGGCUCUGGAGAAGGCCCGGUCGGCCCUGCAGGAGAGAGAGGAGCUGCUGAGAGACGGCAAGCAAGAGAGGGAAAGGCAGGACGAGGAGACAGAGAGGACCAUCGGAGAGCUGAGGACGUCCCUGCAGACCAAAGAGCAGCUGAUAGAGGACUACUGUGAGCUGUCAGAGGAUCCAAAGGAGAAGAGAGACUCUCUGCUUCAGAAACUCCGCCAGCGUAUCAAGGAGAGAGACCGAGCUCUGGAGCGAGCGGUGGACGACAAGUUCCGCAGCAUGGAGGAGAAAGAGGAGGACACUCGUCGGCUUCAGCUGCUGCACAGAGAGAAGGAGAGAGACCUGGAGAGACAGCGCUGCGUCCUGUCCAACAACGAGGAGACCAUCACUAGCCUGGAGGUGCUGCUGCGUGGUAAGGCCGUGGAGCUGGAGCAGGUGUGCGACGCCUGGAGGAACGUUCAGCGGCAGCAGCAGGAGAGCGAACAGAGACAGAGCAGCGUCCUGAGAGAGAGAGACGGCAUCAUCGGCCAGCUGCAGGCGGCGCUGCACGCUCGCACGCAGGAGGCCCAGGACCUGCGCUGCUCCCUACUGGCUCAGAUCCAAUCAGCUCCCAGCGAUGUUCUGGAGGAGCUGAAGGUCCGCCUCCAGCUCAAAGACCGCCUCUUCCAGGAGGUGCUGGCCGACCGGUCCCACCAGGCCCAGGAGCACCAGGAGCAGGUCCAGGAUCUGCUCCGAACCAUCAGCUCCAGGGACCAGUACAUUCAGGACUCUGCGGGCCGGCUCGGAGAGGUGAUGACAGAGCAGACGGGGAGACUCCAGGAGCUCCGCAGGCAGCUAAGCUCAGGUGUCGGAUCGAGGUCAGACUCGGACUCGGCCGUGGAGCUCCAGGCCCUGCAGGAGGAACUAAGACUGGCUCUGAGGAGGGAGAAGGAGAGCCGGGAGCUGAGCUGGGGUCAGGCCACCAGGGUGGACUCCCUCACCAUGACGCUGCAUGUGAAGGAGGAGAUCAUCAGGGACUUCCAGCGGCAGAUGGUGGAGCCCUCCAGUCUCACGCUUGUGGAACGGUUGACCCAGGAGGUCCAGGAACUGAGGGAGAGCCUGGUCCAGCAGGCCGGUCCCCCAGCCAGGGGCCCCGUCCUGGGCCGCGAUCGGCCCAAUGGCAGGCAGCCUGAGUUUGGAGAACUGAGCUCAGAGGAUGAGGACGAGGCUGAUGAUGAUUUGAACAGCGAGUACACUGAGAGCGUUGAUGAAGAGGAGUCCAAACUGGGGGUCCGGUCUGUGGCCAACAUCAAGGGUUCUUCUGGAGGUGCAGGAAAGCCUCCAUCCCAGGAUCUGUUGUUUGAAGGUCAGGGACUGAUAGAGGUCAAACAGCUGGUGGAGCAGAAGAGGGCGGUGGAGAGAGAGCUGGGAGAGCUGAAGGCUCAGCUGGAGAAGGCCGGCUUCUCCUCACUUUCACAGAUGAGGAAAGCUCUGUUCAGCCUUCAAGCAGAGAACGGACAUCUAAAGCAUCAGCUGACUGAAGGCCUGCAGCCCGAGAGUAAACAGCAGAGUGAUGACCAGGAGGUGUUGGACGGCGAAGAGGAGGUGGAGGAGGAGGAGGAGGAGGAGGAGUUGGAUGUGACCAUAGAAGGGGUGGAGGAGGAUGUAGAGGAGGAGGAGGAAAGCUCUGAGAUGUGGGACGCCUGGGACGGCGAGCUAUCUUUGUCGCAGACCAACAUCCAGAGAGCCAAGAGACCUGAGUCACUGCACCUGCUCACCAACUCCUCACAGGACGUCCUGGACAGCGAGCUGUCAGCGGGUCAGCCACAGGGCGCCGCGUCCUCGGUGACGCGUGAGAAGACGGGUCGUCUGCAGCAGAAGAGCAAAGAGUUGCAGGAGAGGCUGAUGGUGUCUGAGGCCACAGUGCAGGCUCAGGCCGAGCAGCUCAAAGACUACAGGGAGCUGCUCACGGAGACAGCAGUGCAGCAGGACAGUAAGCAGGUCCAGGUGGACCUGCAGGACAUGGGCUACGAGACCUGCGGCCGCAGUGAGAACGAGGCCGAGAGGGAGGACACCAGCAGCCCAGAGUUUGAUGACCUGGAGAUGUGCACGUCUCUGGACUGUGGUUCCCAGUGGUGGCCUGCCGGCAGCAGCAGCAGCGCCUCCACCUUCACUAAAACCACCACCCAGAGCACCGGUGACGGAGACGAGUCUCUCCAGCGUCUCGUCGAGGACCUCCGCUCCCAGCUGUCCCGUUCUCAGGGAGUGAUCCGCGGUCUCCAGAGCCGGCUCCGGUCCCUCUCCACCUCCAGUGACUACGGACCCUCCACACCUCGCAAGGUCAACUGGUCCUUCAAGGCCUCGCCCUCCCAGAGCGGGGCGGAGGACGACGAGGGCUGGCAGUCGUCCGACGGAGGUCCUCUGGCUUCGCCCAGUCACCCUCACCCAGACAAGGGCCUGCAGGAGCUGGUGUCCCGCGUGGACGCACUGGAGGACCAACUGAGGAAAGGAGGCAAAAAGUCUGUCAGCGAGGACUUAAAGUCUGCCACCUGGCCGGGUAAAUUCGACACUCUGAUCCAGGCUCAGGCCAGAGAGCUGUCUCAUCUCCGCCAGCGGCUGAGAGAGGGUCGUGGCGUGUGCAACAUCCUCACCCAGCACCUGAGCGACACCACCAAGGCCUUCGAGGAGCUGCUGAGGGCCAACGACAUCGACUACUACAUGGGCCAAAGCUUCAGGGACCAGCUGGCUCAGAGCGGCGCUCUGGCACAGCGGGUCAGCGCCAAGAUCAGCGGACGAGAUCAUCCUGAAGAUCCAGAUGAGAAGACAGAGCUGCUCGCCAUCCGGCUCAGUAAGGAGCUCCAGCAGAAGGACAAGGUCAUCGAGUCCCUUCGCACCAAGCUAAACCAGCAUCACCACCACCAUCCCCCCCAUCGCUCCGACACGCCCUGCAGCAGCCACGCCCUCUCCGACACCACCGACCAAUCGGAUCGCAUCUCCUAUGUGUCCGACGAGCACGGAUCCACGAACGAGGACCUGGAUCUGUGCUCCGACGUGGACGCUGCCAGCGAGCUCGGUCAGAAGGAAACACGGACUUGUGCCAGAGUCAGCACAGAUUGCCACUCUCACAGUGGCACCAUGUCACAUCAUCCAUCCAUCCCUCCAUCCAUCGCCUUAUCCCACAAAACCCAGUCCUGCUUCAGCUGUCCCAGCAUGCAUUACCCCAGCUUGCCAUACAAACCCGCAGACAUGCAGAGUCAGACAGCUCCAGCCUCAGCCUUCACUUCUGCCCCCCUCCGCCCUCCCCCCUCCUCUUCCACCACCCAGAGGGCACCUUUGCCCUUCGAUCCCCACCCCGCAACCCUGCGCACCCGUUACCCAGGCAACGGGGGAUUUGGUUUCUCCCUGGCUGAGGUGCACCAGGAGCUGCAGAUGUUACAAAGGCAGCUGGGAGACAAUGAGAGGUUUUCCACUCCCCAAUCCAAACCUCUUCAGGGUUUCCCGUUUGCCCACCAGCAGCCCGAUGCUUCUGCCUUCCUGCCUCUCUCCUACCACGGAUACCAGCCUUCUCCGUUCAGCAGCAGUCUGGACGCCAGCUCAGCGAUGAAAGCUGGGGCCAGUCUGCUGGAGAGCAGUGCAUUGUGGGAUAUGAGCUACGGUACCCGACCAGCGAGACUGGGAGCCGACCUGUCUUCAGGAUCCUCGGGGUACCAGUCAGGCACCAGCAACACAGGUUCUGACCUGAUGAAGGACCACCUGAGAGAGAUCAGGAGUCUGAGACAGAGACUGGAGGACUCCAUCCAGACCAACGAUCGCCUCCGACAGCAACUGGAGGAGAGACUGGCCCGCACCGUCGCUGAGAAAGGUGCUCCUACCAACAUCUACAUCCAGGGUCUGGACUCGGUGGGCCAGCUCUCCAGUGAGAUCAGACUUCUGAAGGAGGAGAACGUCAGUCUGCAGAACCAGCUGAAGCAGGCCACCAGAGAGAGCAGCAAGGAGGCGGAGCAGCUGAAGGAGGCGGAGCUAGAGGCUGAGAGGUGGGAGGAGCAAAGCAGGAAGCUGCAAACUGAGGCUGAAGCUCGCAGCCAAGAGAUUGCACAACUGAAACAGGACAGACAGAAAAACCAGGAAGCCAUCAACAGACUCCAGCAUGAGGUGAGCGUCCUCCAGCAGCAGCUCUGUGAGAGCCGCAGUCUGGUCAACUCUCUUCAAUGUGAGCUGCAGGUGUACCACAGAGUGUGUGGAGUCAACACAAACACGCACGCAGCAGGUCAGGCCAGUGAUGGCGCCAAACUUGGACACACCACUGCGACCUUUGACCCCAGAGAGCUGCACGUUCAGCUGGAGCAGCAGCUGAGCGGACAGGCUGAAACACAGCCUCGAUCCAGGAGACAGCUCUUCAACGAAAGCGUUCCCUCCCCGCCUGUGAGAGACACUGGACUCAUCAGUCCUACCUCUCCUCUGCAUCCUGCGCAGAAACACGCAGUAGAGACUGGAGCAGCCGAUCAAGCCUCGACCCUGCAGGGUCAAGCCCCCGACGGCUCAUUCGCCAACCGUCACGGCCGCCAUGCGGUGGGCCACGUUGACGACUUCAAGGCUCUGCAGCAGCAGAUCCUGGAGGGUGGUGCUCUCCUCCGCAAGAUGGAGACCACCCUAUAUCCCCAGAGCACCCCACAGGAGUUCAGCCUUCAUCAGCCUUCAGACUCCGGUUCUGUCAGGAAGCUGCUGUCUGACACUAAAACCCUGCGACAGAUCCUGGAGGAGGCCGACUCUCUGCUCCGGAUGUUCUGGAGAGCAGCUCUGCCAAACUCCGAGGAAACCAAACAGGAUCAGUCUCUGAAGGACGAGGUUGUUUCUCUCCGUCUGAGGCUCUCAGAGCAAGAGCAGGCUCUACAGGACGCCAUGGAGACGGUGAAGAGCUCCAACCGCACCAAAGAUAGCAUGGAGCACUUUAUAGUCAACCAACUGUCGAGAACGCGGACCGUGUUGAGGAAAGCCAAGACAAACUUGCAGGAGAACGAGCUCAGGAUUUCCUCCCUUCGCCGUGCCACUUUCUCCCUUUCCUCCACUUCCUCCUCUUUCCCCCCCUCCUCCUCCUCUUCCUCACACCCCUGGCCUGGUAAAGGUGAAAACACAGGAGGCUUCUGUGAGCUCGCCUUCUCUCCUCGUUGGGGUGUCGUGAAGCCCCGUGCUCCCUUCAUCUCCUCCUCCUCUGCUGUCCCGGGACCGGCUCUGCACCAGCGCCCCCUGGAGUCAGCCUCCCUGUAGUGCACCAGUCCCCAAAGCUCCUCAUCAUCCUCAUCUCAUUGUUCAAACAGAAAAUCCAGGAAAUUCUGUCUCUCUCAUCGACUGGAGAAACACUUCAGUUGAGUGACGUCUGUCUGAGUGUGUUGUUGGAUUUUUGCUGGUUCAUGAUCGUUAAUGAAUGUGAUUGAAUGAAUGAUGUAAUUGUUUUAUUAUUGGUUGAGGCCAUCAACUGAAGUGUUUCCUCUCAUUUAUAUGAGACCAGUCUGAGUUUGGCUGGAGUUGGUUUGUGAUUCAUGGCUUCUGUUUAAGGCUUUUUUUCCCCCAUUUCUAACAGAUAAAAUUAAGAUUAAAAGUUCAACAAAUAUGAAUCCAGAUUCAAAACAGUCUCUGGGCUCUUAGAGACCGUUUAGUCCAGAUUUGAUAGAUCUAAAUUAACAGUUUUUUAAUGUAGACCUGGUCCUAUGUGGUCUAGGCUUGUGAGAAACAGUGACAUUUUCUUGUUUUUCCUAAAUCCGAAUGUGAUAUCUUGCCUCCAUUUGACAAUCAGAACAACAAUUUAAGAGGAAAUAAUCUCCCUUAAGCUCCCAAUCAGAAGCCAAUUUCAGCCCCGUACUUCAGCAGGGAUUCAAGAAUCAAAAAUCCACGUGAUGCCAGCAGGAAAGGGGCUUUGAAAAAGCAAAAACCAAACUGCUAAGUGCUUCCUGUCAGCCUCUGUUGAGGCUCUAGUUUGUAGUUAGUGGGUAGAAUAGUUGCAUGUGGUUUGAGCAGCUUGUGGAAACAAAGCCAUACUCUCUGACGGUACAGUAGAUAUGUUUUUCUUUUGUCCUACUUGUACAAAAGCCAACUACUGAUAACAUAUGGAAAACACUACCAAUAGACAGUUUGGUCAAAUAGCUGGUAGAUGAUGUUCUCUUGCAUUUACUCACAAAUAAAACACCAAUAUAGGAAUUUUUGCUCAUCGUCUUCAAACAGUACAGUAUUACUGUUAACAAUGGAGUCAGUUCUCUUCAGAUAUUUAAUCAAGAAUAUGGGUCCAACCCAGUUUUUCCUGGUGAAACACUAACCUGUAGUGUUGGAAGGCCUUGUGGUGAAGCUGCUGUAUUGAACAGCAUCUUAUUAAUAAACCAGUAUUAAUGAAAACAUGUUACAGUUCGACUGUCAUCGAGCUGCUCAGCGGUUUGCCUGAUGCCUUCAGUAACCGAUAAUAGAAAUUCAGUUUAUAGUGGAUGGUCCAAGAGAGAUGACAUUUCAUUUUUGUAACCAAAAAAAUGGACCACACGUUUAUCUCUUUUCUCUUUUUUUUUAAAAAUAUAUAUAUCCUUUUGGUGAUUUUCUUUUUUUGCUAAAUUUGUAAAUAUGAAUUUCCCCUCACUUUUUAAAAAAUUAGUCGUCAAGGGAGAAACAUCUGUAUGUAAGGAUAUUUUCUUCAAAACUUCUGCAGGAUUUGUGACGCUCACUGUGCAAAUGAACUGAGAUUGGGUGUUUUACACUGGCUCCUCCAAAUUUUCUUUCUUUCUUUUUUUUUAUUCUUAUUUUUUCUUGAUUUCUCUGUAAAGUAGGUUAGCUGUUUCUUUUUGUGCAUGAACUGUGGCUUCACUGCCCUCUGAUACUUUUACUGAAAUAUGCAAUUUUUUGGGUUACUGUGCAAUAAUAGCCUUCGUGGUUGCUUUCUGUUGAUGUUUUAGGCCUGGAUAUUAAAGUGCCAUGUCAUCUGUUUUAGCUCUGAAGCUGAAUUAAUUUAAACAAUCUUACUUUUGGAUGCCCAGCUAUAUGACAAUCAAUUUGAAGCAGUUUUAAUUGCCCACUCAUUUUUGGCUUAACACAAAUCACAGUUUUAUAUACAAUGUGGAAAAAAAGGCAAAGUAACAGCAUAAACGAGCACUGUAAUGAUAUAUUUAUAAAGCAAUAAGAUCAACCAAAGUGAACAACUUGUAUAAAUCUGGUGUAAAAUCAAGUUGAGAGAUUUUUUGGUGUGCAAUUCCCCAAAGGUCAAAGGUCAAACUUAGUGUCUUUCUUAGUGUCUGUGUGGUUGUAGGAACCACGUCUCAUGUAUGUACAUAUUAAAGGGAGUGUGUAGUGUGGGCUACAUCAAUGCAAGUUGUUGUGUUGCCGUUCGACAAAGACCAGCUGUAUUUCUAUGCAUGUUCUCUUUAUUAAAAAUGUUUUGGGGUAAAAGAAAAGUACCUUUGUAAUAAAAAGGGGACAAAACAA